Malaclemys terrapin pileata is the source of this 1091-nucleotide messenger RNA. It is a transcript of the gene TSR2, whose product is annotated as TSR2 ribosome maturation factor. NCBI's taxonomy places the organism in Eukaryota, Metazoa, Chordata, Testudines, Emydidae. Gene Ontology annotation, biological process: maturation of SSU-rRNA from tricistronic rRNA transcript (SSU-rRNA, 5.8S rRNA, LSU-rRNA). Bases 18 to 545 code for a protein of 175 amino acids. The record is from RefSeq and is a predicted model, not a curated record. The transcript is spliced from 5 exons. Gene Ontology annotation, cellular component: nucleus.
CCCUGGCACCCCCUGUCAUGGCGGCGCCCAGGGAGGAGACACGUGGCCUGUUCGGCCAGGGGGUCCGGGCGGUGCUGGGCAACUGGGCCGCGCUGCAGAUCGCGGUGGAGCAUGGCUUCGGCGGGGCGCACGGCCGGGAGAAGGCCGAGUGGAUGGUGGGAGCGGUGGAGCAGUAUUUCCACAGCAACGCGUCCCUGGAGCCGGACGAGGUGGAGGAUUUCCUCGCCGAGGUGCUGAACAACGAAUUUGACACCAUCAUUGAGGAUGGCAGCUUGGCUGAGGUGAGCCAGCAGCUCCAGUCGCUCUUUGCCCGUUGCCAGCGUGGCGAGGGGCCGGCCCUGACGGAAGCCAUCGCCCGGCUCACGCGGCGGCAGCAGGAGGUGGGCAGGGCAGCCGCCCAGGCCCGACCGGCGGAGGGGAGCAGCAGCGAGGAGGAGGAAGAGGAGAGGCCAGAGGAGGUGAUGGACUGCAGCAGCCCCGGCCCCCCCCCGGACCCUCCCCCCGCAGAGGAUGGCUGGACAGUUGUACGGAAGAAAAAGAAAUGAGGAGGGACCCCCCCCCCCAUGGCACGAGGGGGCUUCGCCGCAGGGAUCUGGUCAGGGGAAUAAACCUGGUGUAGCCACAAUGUGUUGCUAUGGCAACAGCUGGGGGGGAAUCCCUGGAGUGGAGGGAGAGUGUUAGUCUGGUGGGGGGGGGGAGCCAGCGCCCCCAGAGGGGAUGUGCCCCAUUCCCUGCCCCCCUGAGGCAGCCAGUCCAUGCCCUAGGGCCAGAUGGGAGCUGGUGCCCCCUAGAGGGGAUGGACCCCCCUCCCGCCCCAUUCCCUGCCCCCCUGAACCAGCCAGUCCCCGCCCUGGGGCCGGGUGGGAGCUGGCACCCCCUCCCCCCCCAUUCCCCGCACUUUGGUUGAAAAUGAAACGACGGGAAGAAAAGGAAACCUGUAUUACGAAAUCCGCUGACGGAGCUUUAACAACGCCCGGCUCCCAAGGACGCUAGAAAAUCUCGGGGGGGAAGUGGGGCGCCCCUGUGGAUGCGAGGCCGCCCCCUAGUGGCCAGCCACUGCAUGUCAGCAACAAUAAAAUAAUGUCUGCUAA